Messenger RNA from Punica granatum (pomegranate), 1470 nucleotides. Lineage: Eukaryota; Viridiplantae; Streptophyta; Magnoliopsida; Myrtales; Lythraceae. The record is from RefSeq and is a predicted model, not a curated record.
UUGAGAAGUGGGCCGGAGGUUCUGCUGUUUGAGCCGAGGUUGUCAUUGGGCCUUCAAGCCCGCCCAGUUGCUUCGUCGUCAACCUCGAGAGCUUCAGAUCUAGGAAUCUCCUUGCGUGGCGUGGGGUGUGUACUCUCAGCAGAGCCAUGGCAACGGAGGAAGCAGGAGCUGAGGAGGAGACAUUCUCCGACCCUCCAUCUCCGUCCGCUUCUCUGUCCCCUCCGCCUGCCCGGAGCUUCUUCGACCGGGAGAAGCAUGUCGCGUACCUGGAGAUGAUGUACCAGAUGCUGCCGCACCACUACCAGUCCCAGGAGAUCAACCGCCUCACCCUCGCUUACUUCGUCAUCUCCGGCCUCGACCUCCUCAAUGCCCUCGAUCGUGUCGAUAAGGAUGCGGUUGCCGAAUGGGUUUUAUCUUUGCAAGCUUAUCCAAGGAGGAAAGAUGAACUGCAAAAUGGAGAAUUUUAUGGGUUCCAUGGUUCGAGGAGUUCCCAGUUUCCGUUGGAAGAGAAUGGGGUUUUGAUUCACAAUGGAAGCCACUUGGCGAGCACGUACUGUGCCUUGGCGAUACUUAAAAUUGUUGGUUAUAGUCUAUCAAAUUUGGACUAUGAAGUGAUUUUAAAAUCAAUGAAAAAUCUUCAACAGACCAAUGGGAGCUUUAUGCCCAUCCAUACCGGAGCAGAAACAGAUCUCCGUUUCAUUUAUUGUGCCGCUGCCAUAUGUUUUAUGUUGGGGGAUUGGAGUGGAAUGGAUAGAGAAAAGGCCAAAGACUACAUAUUAAAUUGCCAGUCAUAUGAUGGUGGUUUUGGGUUAAUUCCGGACUCGGAAUCUCAUGGUGGUGCUACAUAUUGUGCUGUUGCAUCUCUCAGACUGAUGGGUUUCAUCCAAGAAAAUGUUUUGCAUGACAAUGAACAAGCUUCAAUAAUUGAUAUCCCCUCGCUGGUGGAUUGGAGCUUGCAGAGGCAGUUCGUUGAUGGUGGCCUCCAAGGUAGACCAAAUAAACCUAGUGACACAUGUUAUGCGUUCUGGCUCGGAGCUACUCUGAGGACUUUGGGUGGUUACUGGCUCAUAGACAAGAGAUCAUUGCGGAGAUUUCUGCUAACGUGUCAGUCUGAGUUUGGUGGCUUCAGUAAAUUCCCAGGAGAUCUACCAGAUCUCUACCACUCCUACUAUGGCAUCACCGCAUUCAGCCUUUUGGAAGAACCAGGCCUGAACCCAUUUCACGUCGAACUCGGGAUAACAGAAAUUGCCUUGAUAGAAUUUGAGUUAACAUUCAGCUAGGUACUCUUCAUUAUUGCAAUUCUCUGAGAUUUUUUUCGGGCUAGUGAGGACCAAAUAUUUGCUCGUGUUAAUCGAAUGAAAAGUAACUGCUGCUGCAAGCCCUGCUGCAUAAUUGUGUGAUUUCGUAGUAUCUCUCGUUAUGUACACAUGAUAGAAGAGACCAAUGAAAGGCAAUUUUCAGUUCCAGAGA